Messenger RNA from Rubroshorea leprosula, 515 nucleotides. The record is from the annotation of a GenBank genome assembly. NCBI's taxonomy places the organism in Eukaryota, Viridiplantae, Streptophyta, Magnoliopsida, Malvales, Dipterocarpaceae.
ACCAGACUUCUAAACCUGCUUCCAAAUCAAUAUUACAGUCAUGAAGAUUUUGAAUUCCACCAUUUCUUUUCUGUUCUUCUUCUUCUUAAUCAUGCUUUCCAGCAUCCAGUUCUCGAGCUGCCGCUACAUCCACAGAAGUUUAAGCAAUGAAGCAGAGAAAACAUUCAGAACUGAACUCCAUGCAGAAGCUGCUCAAGAUUCAGUCACAGAUAAGAGUCAGUCUAUCUAUGACGCCUCCUUUAGAGCUGUUCCUGGUGGACCAAACCCCCUUCACAACUGAGUCAUAUUCCUUUUCUUCAGAUGUUUUAUAUGUACUUAGAUACACAGACCAGAUUCUAGGCAGUCUAUUGAUAUUGCAAGUUCCCUUCUUGUUUCCAUAUCUGUUUAGUUACACAGAUUAGUAGAUUCUCAGCAGUUUAUGAUAUUCCAAGAUAUUGGGAGCCCUUUUCAUCUAAAAAUUCUUGUUUUACAGUUUAAAUUGUAAAACAGCAGGCUCAUAAAAAUUUUCAAUUUCG